Bacillus rossius redtenbacheri is the source of this 12391-nucleotide messenger RNA. RefSeq lists its product as uncharacterized. Gene Ontology annotation, cellular component: npBAF complex. The record is from RefSeq and is a predicted model, not a curated record. The transcript is spliced from 13 exons. Bases 293 to 10258 code for a protein of 3321 amino acids. NCBI's taxonomy places the organism in Eukaryota, Metazoa, Arthropoda, Insecta, Phasmatodea, Bacillidae.
AUGGCAUUCACAUAUCUAUGCUGCAGACGAUUUAUUGUAAACAGAUGAACAGUUUUGUAUAUUCUGUGUUUUGUGGAAUCGUAUUAUAUUGCAAUUUUUUUUUGUGUGAUGUAGUUCAGUAUAGGAAAUCUUUCAUUAUAGAAUAUAUUUAUUUUCUUGGGGAUUCGCACGAUUAUUUGGUAGUAUAUAAUUUUCGUGACACCAUUUGGUCUUCACAAUGAAGGCUUGUGUUUUUAGGGUACUGUGAUAUAGAUGCGGUGUAGGAGCAUAACUGAUUUAUAACGCGUUGAUAAUGAGUGAUCCUGCUUCUACAUCUACUGACGAUAAAGGUAAGGAUGGAGAAGUUUCUUCAAGUUGUGACAGUAGUACUGCCUCUGCAGAAUCUGAUACCAGCAAUGUUCCACCUGCUAUGCCAGUUGUGGAACCUACGGAAAGCGAACAAGACACUGUGUUUGAGCCAGCUGACACAUCUGUAGUGGUAGCAGAGCCCACCGUUUCGGAAACUUUUGGGACCGCAAACAGUGAUCCUAUUGAACGUGCAGAAUUGGUAAGUACAUGUGGGUCAUCAUCCGGUAGCGUGGAAGAGUGUGACACCAACAUUUCCACUACUUGUGAAUUAAAUACAUCAUUAAGAAAUCCAGAACGAGCAGAAAUUGCUCCGAACUCUAGCAGUGCUGUUUCUUGUGUGCGGGAACCAUCAUUGCUGGGGCAGAAUUUAAGGGAAAAUGAGGUUAUCUCCACUUCAAGUGCAGAUAGUACUACUGCCUCUGUAGGUUCUUCUGAGCAAGAAUCCAGUGAAUGUCAGGAGAAAGAAAUAUCAACUACAGGAGACGAUUCAAACCCUGUUUCUACGUCUUUUGUUACUCCUUCAUCAUUAGCGUUAGCACUGAGUCAGUGUCCCCGUGCUGGACGAGCAGGUGUUUCUAAUGAUUUAAAUGUAUCUACUGCCUGCCAGCCCAUGAGUGCAGAUGUCUCAAAAUCACCAAUGAAUGCAGCUCAAAAUUCUGGCAUUUCAACCACAAGUACAUUAGAGAGAGCAGGAAUCAACAACUUGUCAUCCGCACAUGAUAUUCUGCCUUCAACUAGUAGAAAUACUGUAGGGCAAAGUGACUCUGAUUCAGUUGCGGGUGUGAAAUUAAUUCGCAACCUGGUUGAUCCUGUUUCUUCCAGUAGGGAUGUAGACAAACCUGUGCUUCAGUCAAAAAAGAGUAAAGAAAAUAACAUAGACACAACUUCUCGUGUAUCUUCGCACAACGUUGCAGAACAUUUGGGCAACAAUAACUCAGUUUUGGGUGUGGGCAUCAUUGAGAUGGAUGCCAGUACUAGCAAUACAAAUGCUACAUCCGGUAGCGCUGUGCCCAUGUGUGAAACCAGUACUUUGCCCAAGGAUGAUGCAAGCAUCUCGACUAGUGGAGUGGACAGUGUUGAUGUACAGCCUUCAGAAAUGUUGAGCAGCAGUGCAGUUUCUGCACAUUGUGAAGUGUCUACCUCGGUUGACAAACAGAAGGUCCCGGAGUCUACAGCACACGUUGCAAGCAGAGAGCUGUCAACAAGUCCAAGCCUUCCUGGUGACUCCGCUGAGACUAGGGAGGUACCUGCACCGGUGAUCCCAGCUGUGGUAGAGUCGUCAGAGGCAGAGCACUUGGCAGCGCCACAGUUAGGAUCUGUGACACAUUCACCUGAUGCUGACAGCAACACUGCUGACUGUCAAUACAAUCUGGGGAAUAACAUAACAUGUUCAACAAAUGAGUCACCGGUGUCUGAAAAUACAGCUUCACAAGAAAAAUUACCUGAAACGUCACUAUUCCUGGGCCAGCCUCCUUCAUCUGAGAGUGGUGGACUGUCACCAGAUUCUAAAUCACAUUCUUCUGAUUCAUUAGUGGAUAAUGGAAACCUGCCUUUGGUUGCAGAUAUUGCACCACAAGAAAUAGCUAGAGCUAACAUUGAUUCAGAAGUGGUCACAACAAAUUUACAAUCUCUGAAUGAAACCAGGCAAGUACAUCAAUCUGAUAGCCGCUCUGUAGCUCAAGGGUCAGUGACGGAAUGCCCGACUGUCACUUCCGUGAGAGAGGAAGCAACUGCAGGUGGGUCUACGUCAGAGGACUUGGCUGUGCCAUUGUUCGCCGGUCUGAGCAGUGACCCCACUGCUAGUGUUCCGUCUCCUGACUGCAAAGUACAGUCAUUUGAACAUAAAGAUAAUGUACCUCCAAAUACAUGUCCAGAGCCAAAAGAUGGUGUAAUGAACGUUGUUGACUUGGACCCAUUAGUGUUGGUAAAGCCAGGAUGUGAAGACAUGGGUGACAAGAAGUUCAAGGACAUUGGUUCAAAUCAAAGUAAGGCUUUAAAGACAAACAAUGACAGUAAAGCUGAAGUUCAGACCUUGGAGACAGAAGAUAAAAGUGAAGAAAGUAUAUCAGUCGAAAUAGGGAAGAAAGAUACAAAAGUUCAAGCUGUAUCAGAUAUUAAACCUGGAUCAUCAUUUGGUGUGGAGGGAGUGGGAGCGGCAGAGCCACAAAAUGAGCUAAUAGAGGAAAAAAUGACGCAAGACUCUGGUUCUCUUGGGAACAAACAAGAAGAAACAGACGUAGUUGAUUGUGCAGCUGUGAAAGCAAAUGCACGUCUGCACACUGAUGAACCUAGCAGUAAAGUAGAGAUGACCGCGGAAGACUUGGACAUGCCUGGCCACCCAAGAAGAGAAGGGAGUGCAGUGUUAUCCAAUUCCCCCAGAGAUGAAGGUAAUAAUAGCACAACAUUUUCAAACCUAAUAAAACCAUUGACUAUUAACUUGACAGACAUUAGCAAGCUAGAAAAAAUCUCUGUUGGGUCUGGUGCUACAAUUUUACUAAAGGAUUUGCUUAAUACAUCAGGUUCUACCGUUGAAGACAGUACUUGUGAGCGGAAGACAUCUGAGUCGCAGCCCAAAAUAAUUCUUAGUCGUCUGAAGUCUGAAGUUCCUACACUGUCUGAAAAUAAGCCACUGGAAAUUAUUUCACCAAAAUUAAGUAAGAAUUCAGAGAAAAAAAGUAAUCAGUCACAUUUAGAAAGUAAACAGCCUGCCAAAAUUAGUCAGACUACAUGCCAAGAAAGUAAAAGUGAUUUUUCAUCACUAAAAGAACAGAUUUCAAAGAAGUCUGUUGAUAAAAAUAUUAGUGGUCAGCAGACUAUUGAUAAGUCUGUGCUGUCAGCAAUAAAUGUGGUUGAAGCAGAGAGCGACGUUACAAAUAGAUCAGAUAUUGUCUGCAAUAAAGAUGUACCGCAGAAGGAAGGGGUUGAUGUGGUUGAAACAACUGUUGAAUCUUCGUGCCAUAAAUUGACUAAAGACUCUCCAGCAAAAGAAUUUAAUUCUGGUAAUAAUUCACAAGUUUGUAAGAAUGAUUUGCCAUCAAGUAUGACAGGGGAUUUCUUAUCUCGUAAUGAAUCGGGUGCAGAAAAAUCAGUUAAGGCAUUGGAGCCUGCCAGUGAAACACACGUUUGUAAGGAUGUCGGGUCUUCACCUUCAUCAACUAUGACUAGUAAUAUAUCCUUGAAUGAUUCAGGUAAAGGAAAACUACAAACAUUAGUAGAUUCUGCUAACGAUUCUCAAAUUGUUACUGCAUCAGAAGUGAAUGGUAAUGAAUCAUGUAAGGAAAAACUUGUUAAAACUUUGAAGCUUGAUGAUUUGCAAAGCCACAAAUCUACUGCUCUGGCUGGUGAUAUCUCAUCCUCUGUUGAACCAUGUACAGAACUAUCAGAGACAGCAUCAGAGGUGGCUUGUGAUUCAAACAUUUGCAAGGAUAUCAACAAGUCUCUAUCAAUUGCAGUUGAAGGUAUCACAUCAUCAAGUAAAUUGGGUAAAGAAACACAAUCGACAGUUUUACCACUUGCGGAAUCUCAAACUAGUGAGGGUUUUAAGUCUACGACAGCUGUAACUUGCAAUGUAACCCGUAAUGAACCAGGUACAGAAUCAAAACCUGCUUGUGAUUCAGGUGUUAGUGAGGAUUUGGAGAUAUUCUCAUCAGGUGUGAUUAGUAAUAUAUCAUCUGGUGAAUCAAGUAAAGAAAACUCACUGACUGCAGUGGAACCUACUGUUGAUUCACAAAUUCAUAAGGAAGUUGAUAGAUCUUCAUCAGCUAUGACCAGUGAUGUCUCAGCAUGCGAAGAAGUGGGCCAAGACAAACCCUUAGAAGCUGGUGAGUCACAAAUUUGUAAGGAUGUUGACAAACCUCCACCAACUGUGACGGUUGACAGCUUAUUAUCUAAUGAAUCAGCCAAAGAAAAAUUAUUGAAAUUGUAUCGUGAUUGUGAUCCACAAAAAUGUGGUGAUAAUGUCAAGUCUCAAUUAACGGUGAAUGUUACGUCAUCCUCUAAUAAAUUGGACAAAGAAAAUAUGGCGCGAGUGUUAGAGCCUCCUGAUGUUUCUAAUAUGAGGAUGGAUGAAGACAAGUCUACAUCAGCUCAAACUGGAGAUGUCUCAUCCUCUAUUGAACUUUGUAAAGGAAAACCAGCACAGUCAUCAGGUAACUCACAAAUUUGCAAAGACGUUGAUAAGUCUUUGACUAGUAAUAUUUCAUCUUCUAAUGAAUCUAAUAAAGAUAAACCGGUCACAGCAUCAAAGACUUCCAGUGAUUCACACAAUGGCAAAAAUGUUGAUAAAAAUACAUCAGCUGUGACAUCCUGUAAUGAAUCGGUAUCAGCGUUGGACACUGUUGGGGAUUCCGAAAUCAUCACGGACAUCAAGGAAGCUCCAUCGAAUGUGACCAGUGAUAUCAUCUCGUCUUCUAAUAAAUCAGUUAAAGAAAGGCUUUCAGAUGCUGCUGGUGAUUCAUUGAAGAGCAACAGGUCUGGUGAUGUAGCUAAUGAAUCAUGUGCAGAAAAAAUAUUGAAACAACAAGAGUCUGUUGGUGGGUCACACAUUUCAAAGGCUGAUGGCAAGCUUACCAGCUGUUCACAGGCUGUGAAGAGAGAUGAAAAGACUGCUGAAGCGAAGAGUGUUGCUGCUGUAAGUGUUAGUGAGCGUCAGUCACCGGGGACUGCAGAAGCUAUGUCCUCUGGAGAGAAUGUGUCCAGUGAAGCGUCAUUGACACCAACAAACCCAGAGAUCAGUGAGAAAACAAAGAAAUCAUUGUCCACCAGUGGACAAGUAAUUUUGGAUACAAACAAAGAUAAAGCUGAAGAUCCAUCAUUAACAUUAAGCAGCGACAAACAAGUAACUGGUUUAAGCAACCCAAAAGAAGGAAAAAUCGUUGAGAAAAUUACUUUGAAAUUAAAAAAGGAUGGUGCAGAUUCUUUUAUUGCCACACAGAAAAAAGUUAAAAUUUCUUCUGAAAGUACAACAGAUAAAACAAAUUUAGGUGAAAAAGAAACCCAUAAUCCAGAGAAAAUUACUUUAAAAAUUAAGAAAGAUCAUUCGAAAAGUUCUGCAUUUAUUGUAUCAUCCAGUGAGAAACCUGCAGAUGUUCCAGCAGACUGUUCUGGUUCUGGUCCAGAAAGAAUCACACUGAAGUUAAAGAAGCAUUCGACCAAGUCAGAACAGUUUUUCCUCUCAUCUUCACCAGAGGCCCUAGCGGAAGAGGUGGUAUCUUCCAAACAGUCUGGUGACAGAGCGGAUUCCCUCAGCACAGGUGAGGAACCAGCUCUUGAAAAAAUAACUCUGAAAAGGAUGAAGGAUGGCUCCAACUCCAAUGUUUUUAUUGCAACACCAUCAAAGGAUGUCUCUGGCCCUGAUACUUCAAACAAAGCGGUUAAACCAGCGGACCUCAAAGCAUCCCAACAUGCUGAUAGAGUCACUGAUGUAAGAAAAGAUGCAAAAGAUGUGACACUAAAGUCAGACGGGCAUACGAAAGUGACAAGCAAAAUCGUAAGUGAAGAAACUGUUCCUACACCGAAUAGUAAAUUAUCUGUUGUAUCAGACCCUAGUGUUCAUGAUGUGAAAGAUAAGUUACAAAAAUCAGCGUCAAAGAAGUCUGAAAAUUUUGAAUGCAAGCUAUCUUUACUGCCAUCAACGUCUGAAGUAAAACUUAAAGAAGAAAAGUGUCAAAAGGAACUGAAAAUAAAAGAUGGUGGUAAGUCAGCUACCAAAGGUGAAGUUAAUGUUGAUUCGUGUGAACUGAAAUCAGACUCUGUAAGUGGAACUGUUGAGAAGCUUACAAAACGGUUGCAAGAGCCGGCUUCAACUCCAGAGAAGUCUGUUAGAAAAUCAGUGACGUUAGAUGCAAAAUGUGAACGUGUUGAUGAGGACACAGAAAAGGUGGAUAAAAGUGAACUGGGAACAAAAGUAGAUGAAAUAGCUGAAAUGCAGUAUGCUGCUCCCACAAAACCACCUCAAGUAAGACAUGAUAAGAAAGAGAUGAACUUGAAACGAAAAAUAGAUAUGACUGCUUCAUCGUCUCUGGCUUCUAAGAAACUGAAAGAUGCUGAUAAAGUGACCACGUCUGAAAGUACACGCGUGGAGAGUGGAGAUGUUUCCUCAGAUGGACCUCCGCCAGCAUCUGGCUCUCUUCAGGGCAGCUGCAGCACAGCUGAUGUUACGAGGCCAAGCAGCUUGACCGGGUCUCUUGUCGCUACAGAAGUUAGCUCUGAAAAUGUAGCGGUGGCAGAGGUAGACACAUUGGUUAAACAAAAAUCGGCUGAAAGCAAGGUUGGUGCAAGUACAGUGAAAGCAGGAGAAAGUAAGCCUCUGAUUGUUGAGAUUGUCCAGGAAGAUAAAAAGUCGCAUGCUGACCAGGCUGAUGACGAUGCGAAACUUGAAGUAAAGACUUCAGCCGCCGAUGGAGGAGACACCGGAGCAUUUGGUGAAAAGCAAAGGGCCACCAAAGCUGGUGACCCUGACACGGCUACAAAGUCAUCUGGCAGGAAAGCUGAAUGUGUGGAAGAGAAGGCACGUGUGAAAGGGGAAGAGUCAUCUUGCAGUGAGGAAAGCAAGCCAGGAAAGAUAACGUUGACCCUGAGGAAGAGUGCAGCGUGGUCUGUGAAGCAGCCAGGCGGCCAGAAGGCGGGGACGGUCGGGGGUGACGUAGAGGCGAGUGCUGGGGACGAGGAUCCCGAGGUGAUGGUGCUGGAAGAGCACGUCGGAGGCGCCUGCGACGAAGCGGAGCUGGCCAUCAGGAAGCGCGAGAGCGACCACAACUACACGGCAGGUUCUGCACCCAUUCUGAAGAAAUACAGGCCGGAAGAGAAGCAUUUGCUGAACAUUCAGACACUACUAGAAGGCAAUACCAGUGUGAGACUUAAAAAGACUGCAGAAAAGAGAAUGUUUGAAUCUGUAUGUGGCAGAGAAUAUGAUAUGAAGCGCGUGAAAGUUGAAUCGGAAAAAUUUCCAGGAGCCGGUAGUAGAAUUCCUUCUACGAGCAGGUUUGUGCCUCAGCAGAUGCGACCACAAAGAAAAGAUGCCCAGAAGCCGUCUGUGGAAGACAAGCUGAGACAAAUUUUAUCAAGGAUGGGCACGAAAGUUUCGUCUGUUUUUAACAAUGAGGUAUCCAUCACUCUUACAGCUCCAAAACCUUCUGUCAAGGCUGGUGGUUCUGCUAGCAAUCUGAAGUUCUCAGAUUCUUGUGAGAUAGAGGUCACUCCGGAAGUGAACAUCAUAGGUUCUGAAGUUGAUGUUAUCACUGAAGGCGAUGACUCUAAUUCCCAAGAUGUUGUUAUACUGGAAGAGAAGAUUUUGCCAAAGAAGCAGUUCGAUGUGGUCAGUACAGAAAGUUUCGACAGUGCGUUUUUCAAGAAGUCUCGGGGCCGGGUUCGGAAGGCAGAGCUGGAAGGACAGUUGGACACACCCGUGCCUGCAUCGCGCCAGAUCAUGCCUGCAGCCACGCCAUCCCGUCCCAAGAGGAUGUGUCGAGGGAGGGAAGAGAAGACACCUUCACAGCCCAAGGCCAAGAAACCAAGAGUUGCUGGCACUGGCAGAGGACGGAAGAAGCAGUUUGAUGAUGGGACGGGGCAGGCGACCGGAGCGCCAUCGUUGCCGGCUGAAGUGAAACAAGAGUCGGGACUGAAGCCAUCCACAAUGGCAGCUUUACUCAAAACUGUGUCCAUCGUGAAGAUCAAGGCACCCACCGCAUCACACCCCGUAGUCAGCAUGCCGAGCCACAGCUCGUCCGUGGCUCAGUUCUCCUCCGUUGCACCCUCGGCAAGUCAACCCGUGCGGGCCGUGACGUCUGUUCCCGGCGCGAAGGCUCCGCUACGAACGUUUUCCAGAGUCCCCAAGGCAGCGUCCCGGUCCGUCCCGGGGGCUGGCGCGCGUACCGCCUCCGCCAAGUCGAGAGGGGCCGCGACCACCACUGGCCUCACCGCCACCGCCACUGCCAGUCCCCCCGUCGCCGCGUGCGUCACCACCGUCGCCACCACCGACGCCCAGGACGUCACCGCCGCUGCCUUGUCGGGUGCCUGCGCUACCUUCGCUCCUGCCGCCGGCUCGGAGACCUCCACGAGCGUCGCCACCGUCCCCACGGCGACCGCUCCUUCUCCGGAAGGCCUGGUGGCCGCUGGCGCUGUGCCCGGCGCACCGCCGGCGCCGCCUGGUUCACCGUGCCCGGCGCCGCUGGCCAGCGCCGUCCAGGUGUUUGAGGAGGAGACGAGGAUGAGUGCCGAGAGCAACAGCCGCUCCCAGACACCCGCGCGCUCGCUGCCGCCUGCCGCGACGGGCGAGGCGGCUGGCGAGGAGUCCCAGGGCAGCGUCGUCAGCACGGCCACGACGGAGAGCGUCAAGAACAGGAAGAACCGCAUGGAGAUCCCCAUGGACUCGGAGAACAUAAAGGAGUUCACGGUGGACAUGCUGGCCGAGUACCUGUGGCCGCUGGAGAAGGGCGGGGAGCACCUGAUGAUACAGGAGCAGAUCUCGCAGUACCUGGGCGUCAAGUCCUUCAAGCGCAAGUACCCGGACAUCCGCAGGCGGGCGGUGGAGGCCGAGGAGAAGACGUACCUCCGCGAGAAGGGCCUGGUGUCGGAGUACCUCAGUGACUUAGGCCUCACGGCGGUGUUCAGCUCGGAAAUACUGGACAUCAUGUUCACCGACUUCCAGGAGAAGUACGAGGAGUACCGCCGCUACAUGCGGGACCGCCAGGCGAAGGAGUUCACCUCCAAGCAGAAAGCCAUAUCCGCAGUGACGAGCGGCGAGAAGAGCAAGCAGGACUACAAAGAGAAGGCGGUGAGUUCUGCCGCCGCGUGGAACUCCUCGUUCAACCGCUCGCGGAAGGACGACCGUCGCUGCAGCUUCGACCUGCAGAACUUCGCCAUCCACUACCCGCAGAACCGACGAACGAACAUGACCAUGAAAGACUUGCCGAAAGUGGGCUUUUACCCCCUCUCCCUCAUUCCUGGACAGUAUACAGAUUAUUACAAAAGGUACACGCCCGCCGAGCUGCGCUACCUGCCCCUCAACACGGUCCUGUACGGCCCCAUGAAGCCCAACGAGCAGGCACUCAAGGGCUCCGACGGCAGCCAGUCCGACUCGGACGACUCAUCUUCCUCCGACUCGUCCAGCUGCUCCAGCGACGACACCCAGGACUCGGACGACUCGCGCUCGUCAGCCGGGGAGGGGGAGGCCCCAGACGCGCCGGGCCAGCCGCCCAUCAAAGUGGAGGUGGAGGCUGGGGCAGAGGCCUGCAAGGUCUGCCAGGGCGGGCGCGGCCGCAACAAGGACGGCCGGCCGGAGAUCCUGAUCCACUGCGGCCAGUGCGGCUCGAGCAGCCACCCCACGUGCCUGGACCUCACCCUGGACAUGGUGCCCCACCUGCAGCGCUACAGCUGGCAGUGCACCGACUGCAAGACCUGCAUCCAGUGCCAGGACCCCGCUGACGAGGACAAGAUGCUGUUCUGCGACAUGUGCGAUCGCGGGUACCACAUAUACUGCGUGGGGCUGAGGCGCGUGCCGACCGGCCGCUGGCACUGCAAGGAGUGUGCGGUGUGCGGUUCAUGCGGCGCGCGGCGGCCGGGCGGCAACGACGCGGAGGUGCCCAACGCCCAGUGGCAGCACGAGUACAAGAAGGGCGACAAGCGCACCCGGGUCUACGCCCAGACGCUGUGUGUACCCUGCUCAAAGCUGUGGCGCAAGGGCUGGUACUGCCAACUGUGCUGGCGCUGCUACGUCAACAAGCCGGACGAGGAGGUCGGGCUGGUCAACUGCAGCGUCUGCGACAAGUGGAUGCACACAGAGUGUUGCAGCGCCAUCGGCGGGAAGGAGGUGGACCGCGGCUGCAGCUUCCUGUGCGAGAUCUGCCAGGAGAAGGGGCAGGCCAGGUCGACGACCAUCAAGGUGGUCCCCAGGUCCGUCGUCAAGGUGUGACUCCUCGCUCCCUGUCUCUCGUACUGCGCACUCGACUGACCAGUUAUAUUUGCACAAAUAUUACACUUAUUUAUCUGAUGUACAUAACAAAUUUGUUGGUUCAGUAUUUAUGUAUUUGUUUUUUUUUUUUUUUUUUACAACCAGGUGCAGUGUUGUUGAUUCUUGCUGCGAGAAAAAGUUUUCCACAUAUAUAAGUGGAUGGUAACUUACCGUUUUAGUUUUGAAGUGGGGUAGCGUCAUAAGAUUUUGGAACGCCCGGUGCUCCCUCCUUGCUAAAUAUUUAACAAUAUAAUAAAUGUUUUCAAAGUCCUAGUUAAAAUAGGAUGCUCACUUGAGGUAUGGGACUUCAGCCGGCGGCUAAUGGUUUCUUCUCUGCUGUUCUCACCCUGACGUACGACGUACCAUGCACCAGCCGGGGUGCUCUUGUAGGACAUGUGCGAGGAGAGACCAUAAGAUUUCUUUGUGCUUCUAUGAUCUUCAGCUAGCCAGCAUUAGCAGCCACAACUAAGAGUUUAAUGAAGUCAGUAGACUCCUAUACUUUCGCCAUCACAGAGCUGCCUACCAUUUACCUCCGCUCUCGUGGUCUUGGCAUUAAGUCGCAAAGAACUGCGACAGUGUUCACUGAUUUUGUUGGAGUAGUCUUACAACAGUGACAAUUUUUUUUUUCAUAAGCAAAGUCAGUUCUAUGGUUUCCUUAUGUAUUUAAAUUAUUUUUUCCCCCCCUUCAUUUGGUAGGUAAGAGCUGUGGCUAAUUAUUGGAAUGAAAUGUAAUGAUCUGCGAGACUUUGUACAAGUUUUGUAAUGUUAUUACUUUAUCGGAAACUGUUACUACUAGAUCGUUCAUGUCAUAAAUGAUAAAAUUAGGCAUUUUUACAUUAAUUCAAGAUGUUGACACCAACGCUAGUAUUUGGUUGAAAUCGAACAGCUGAAGCGGUUUGUUACAGUGAUUAUUUCACAGGCAUUUUUAUUAUAUCUUAAAAAAUGUGACUUAGUAUUGUUUUGAAUUUGGCCGAAAUGAUAAAACAGUCAGGAAGGUGAUUUAACGUAGUUUGACAUUAUUUAUACACUAACAAGUAAUGUAAACAAUGAACAGCUGAAAGGUUUAGUGAUUAAGAGAUUCCACCAAAGAAACAUUAUUGUCAUGUUUCAGGGAAACGAUUCACCUAUUUUACUGCAUAUAUUUAAAAAUGUGAUAUGUAAAUGUGUUUAAAAUGGUGGAAGACAUGUUUUGUGUCAAGUUUGUUGUGUAAUGCAUGGUCUAUGGUGUAUUUGUCAUUGGUUAUUAAAAGGUAACAGGGUGAUAAUUUUUUAAUAACCUCAUAGCUUUUCAAUAACAGACAAAAAUGCUAUUGUAUUAAAAAUGAAACAUACCAAAUUAUAAUUUGCAAAAAUAAGGGUUGAUUAUUGUACACAGCUUAGAGCCAAAAUUACCUGAUGAAUAGUGUGUGUGUCAAGCCAUCCUUUGUUUUAGCCUUCCAGCAUAAAACAUAGGCAGUCAUGAGAAACAAAAAAGUAAAAAACAUGUCUAUAAAGAAACUUGCAAGUAUCUUCUGUUAACAUUUUGAAGACUGGAAAAGGAAAAUUUUUGUGGAUUAUAAGCUCGAGAAUAUUUGGAAAUAUGCUAAAUUUGAAAUAUUUUUUAGCAUAUGGUUUUUAAAAGUUCCCUGUUGAAAAAACACUCUUGUUGUAGUGAAUGAACUUGCACAAUUGGGCAUAUCCAUUUCAUAAUAUCACGCUAUGCCACUGGAAGUUGUUGGAUCAAAACAUGUUGUUUUUUUUUUUUGUAUUAUUUCUUUUGUACAUGUAUUAUAGUUGUUGUGACUUGGUACUUUCCAAAGCUGCAUUUAUUUAUUUAUGGAAUAUUUAUUUAUAUUUCAGCAUUUACCAAAUAUGUGUAUGUGUGUAGUAUUGUGUUGAGUGUGGUUUAUAUUUUGCUAGUAAACCUUUAAUUAUUUUUUUAUUGCAAAUGAUGAAAAGAAAUGUGUUCACUAACACGUGUUAAGCAAUUCUGAGUAGGCAGCUGGAACCUUGGUACUCCACUGGGAAAAUGUUCUACACAUUUCAAAUUGUGUACAAGAAUAACUUAUUGUCAGUUAAAUGUUGUGAUGACAUUAAAUUAUCUGAAAAUAAAAA